This is a messenger RNA of Nymphaea colorata (pocket water lily), 2266 nucleotides long. RefSeq lists its product as uncharacterized. Gene Ontology annotation, cellular component: cytosol. Lineage: Eukaryota; Viridiplantae; Streptophyta; Magnoliopsida; Nymphaeales; Nymphaeaceae. Bases 224 to 2014 code for a protein of 596 amino acids. Gene Ontology annotation, molecular function: GMP synthase activity. The transcript is spliced from 10 exons. Gene Ontology annotation, biological process: GMP biosynthetic process. The record is from RefSeq and is a predicted model, not a curated record.
UAGGGCUCAAAAGAAAUUUCUGACGCAGUGAAGGCCGGGUAGCUCCCGGUGGCUGGAGCGGUAGUAGCAGCGGCCUUUCCGGGAGCGAAAGGGCAACCUUCCGUCAUCUUCGCGUGUGCGAGCGCGAGUUCACUAGUUCAGGCGUGAAACAGCCCCGUUUAAGAAGAAGAAGAAGAAGAAGGAGGAGGAGGGGCGGGAGUGUGUAGCAAAGUGGGACGACGCCAUGGCCUCUGCAAUCUUUCGCUCCCCGUUUCUUUCCUCCUCUUCUUCUUUACGUUUUCUAAGUUCCGGCGCUGGAAGAUCUGUCGACUACCGAAGCCCGUCCACUGUUCGCUUUUCAGCUAAGAUUGGAGGCCCAGCUGUUGCCAGGAGACGGCCGGAGCGCAUUGUCAAGGUUGCGUUCGAUGAAGCCGCCACGGCAGACGAGUUGGGAAUUCUCGAGGUCGGAGCUCUGAAUCCAGCAGUAUCUUCGUCUUACCGGAACCCAGAGAUCCCGAAGCCGAACCAGACAGUACUGGAGGCUCAGGCGAGGGUAUGCACUGGGCCGACACAGACGAGGCCGCUAUCGGAGGAGCAAGCUUUCCGCGUCCUCGAUACGAUCCUAAGAUCAGCUAGAGGAGAACUGGGAGAUGAAGAGGAAGUAUCUAAAGCACAACUUGGAGCAUUUUUUGCUGGGAUGACAAUACGUGCAAAUUCUUUUCCAGAGGCUACUCAAUGGAGUGAAGGAGAAAGAAAUGCUAUGAAUACUUUCUGGCCGCUUCUGGUGCAGUGUUUGCCACCAGAUGUUCUUUUUAUAGCAGAUCCUGAAGGCACAAUUAUGGGGGGAUCCAGUUCAGUUGGGCCUUUAUAUACUGGCCAAGGAACUACUGAGAUGAGAUUGGUAGGUGCCCUACGAGAAGUCUUGGCAGGUGGUCACCUUGGUUAUGAGGAGGUUCAGGGGGUACUUCGGGAUACUCUUCCUUUAAGAUCAGAUGAUGUGGACCUAAGAAGUGUCAAAGAUUCAUUGUUAUCAGCAUUUCUUAUUGGUCAAAGAAUGAAUGGAGAAACAGACAGGGAAAUAAAGGCUUAUUGCCUGGCUUUCGAUAAUGAACAUGGUGCUUUACCAAUGGCUGAUGUUAGCUCUUUAACACACUAUGGUGAACCCUAUGAUGGAAAUACUAGAUUCUUCAAAAGUACACUUUUUGUUGCUGCAGUUAGAUCCUGCUAUGGAGAAUGCUGCCUGCUUCAUGGGGCAGAAUGGAUGCCACCUAAGGGGGGUGUCACUGAUGAACAAAUGCUUAUGUUCAUGGGAGCUAGUACUAGCUUGACCCCUAUUGAGGCUAGAAUGCUUCUUGAGGAUGAGGAUGUUGGUUUUGCGUACAUAAGUCAACGUGAAGCUUGCCCAUCCUUAUAUUCACUUGUUGGAUUGAGGGAGCAUAUAAAAAAGCGUCCACCAAUUGCUACUUCUGAGAAAGUUCAGCAGUAUGUGCGGGCACGGGGGAAGGAGUCCAUUGUUGCUGGCUUUUACCAUGAGGGUUAUCUAGAUAAACUGCUGACUCUUAUGAGAAGACGAGGAGUUCAUUCUGGUCUAGUGGUGAAGGGUGAGGAAGGUGGAAUUUCAAUGACAACAAAGCCACGCUCACUAGCAGCAUCAAAAGGUCUGCCAGUAAACUACUGUGCAGGGUUUCGUUCACUUCAAGUCAGUGGAAGUAAUUCAGAAGCCGAUGGGGUUUCUCGUGAAAGUUUCAGUAUUGAAGUCAAUGCUAAGGAUUACGGUUUUCAGCCAAGUGAUACCCCAAGAACUGAUAGAUCGGUUUCGAAGAACAUCGAAUUGGGUAUAGCUGCUCUUCGUGGAGAAAAAGGACCAGUCUAUGACCGGAUUGUGCUGAAUGCCGGAUUGGUAGACCACUUGCUUGGCUGCCCUGGUGCAGAGGAUGCUUUGUCAGCAAUGGAGAGAGCUAGAGAAGCAAUUGACAGCGGCAAGGCUUUGAAGAGGUUAAUGGCGUACAUAAAGGCUACUCACCAAAUGAAGUGAUUUAUCAGUUUUUCUUCUUUCGUAUCAUGAACGUGGAACGGAGGGUGGGGUUGGCUUUGCGAUUUCCUCGGGGAAGGAACAAUGUUUAAAAUAAUGUUCUCAUCCAGACAUCAUGUGGCUGUCUUCCUUAAAGAGUGUAAUUAUGUCUUAAAGAUGGUAAUCUGUUUGUUGAUUAAUGACAAGAAACAAAAAAUGUGCAUACAAAAUUGUACUUUUGGUAAAGAAUGGGAAUAAUUUCCAGGUUGAUAAAAA